Messenger RNA from Postia placenta MAD-698-R-SB12, 279 nucleotides. RefSeq lists its product as hypothetical. The transcript is spliced from 2 exons. The record is from RefSeq and is a predicted model, not a curated record. Lineage: Eukaryota; Fungi; Basidiomycota; Agaricomycetes; Polyporales; Adustoporiaceae. Bases 1 to 279 code for a protein of 92 amino acids.
AUGUCAUCUAGGUACACAAGGAUCUUGCCGCCGACGAUGAGGUCAUGGAAGAUCUCUUUCAUCAUCGCCUGGAAGGUCGCGGGGGAGUUGGUGAGACCAAAGAACAUCACCAAAGGCUCGUACAACCCUCGGUUAACGCCGUACCAACUCGUGACAGCCUUCCAUUUGUCACCGGCCUUGAUCCGGACGUUAUUGUAUCCCCAUCGAACGUCGAACUUUGUGAAGAGCGUGGCACCGCGGAGCUUAUCCACCAUUUCGGCUAUCAGCGGCAGGCAGUAG